Messenger RNA from Trachymyrmex septentrionalis, 3704 nucleotides. RefSeq lists its product as uncharacterized. The transcript has 7 exons. Lineage: Eukaryota; Metazoa; Arthropoda; Insecta; Hymenoptera; Formicidae. The coding region runs from base 222 to 3620 and encodes 1132 amino acids. The record is from RefSeq and is a predicted model, not a curated record.
UGUGCCGCCACAGUCUACCAUAAGAUCCUGUUCAAUUAAUAAGUGGCGUGACCGUGGAACCAAGCUGACAUUGCAGUUGCAGUUAUUUUUUUUUUGUGACAGUAUCCUGAGCUUCUUUGAGUUUCUCUUUGAAAAUCGAAUCUGCUCUCAGAUAUAUUCUCUGGGGAUGUACGACUGACGAGCGCCCAGGGAAAUUCCCGAGGGUCUCUUCGCGGUCGACCAUGGGCGGUGUGCAGAGCGGGACUCAUAAUCUUGGCGAGGCAUUAUGGGUGCAGGAGCGACAAAGACAGAAGUGCCAUCGAGAGGGCAGCCGCUACGACUCUCACUCGGCACAGUCGACACAGGAUCGCAGGAAGCUGCUGAAACGUACGAGGAGUCUUGCAGUGAUAUCGGAAGACGAUUCUCGACAGGAUCGAGAAGCGGCGCAUUUUCGGCUAGGCCAGUCGACCUUCGAUUUGCCCAGGAGACAUCAAUUGAUCCCGAGGGCUAAGCUAAUCGAUCGGAAUUCUCUCAAGGACAGACUCUCUAAGAGUCAGCAGCAUCUGUCGGACUCUUACGAGAAAUUCAACGAGACAAAAUCUUAUCAUUCGCGAUCGACGUGUGGCCUUUACUCGAUUUCAUCGGGUCUCGAGUCUCUUCCAGAUCCGUUGUCUUAUACUCGCAAAAAUCGUAUCGAUCCUGAUCGACUGAACAUUCUUGACUGGCCGGAUCCUCCAAGGCGGUACCGCAGCGUGCAAAAUUUGGAUACUGUAAGCGGAUUGGUUGACAUCGUCGAAGAUAAUUGGCCUAUUGAAGGCAAUCGAAGUAUCGAUUGCAUAUAUACGCAGGUGAAGCGCAAGCGUAAGGAGCAUCGGAGUUUAGACAGCAUCCUCUUUGAAGACGAUGGAGAAUUGGAAUACUUCGACGUAUUGAAUUUGUUACCUCUCUCUAACAUACGGUUGGAAUAUAACGAGACUGACUUGUCGAGCGACAGUAAUUUCACACAUAAAAAAAUACACGGUUUGCCAGAUUUAAGAGUACUAGAGUAUAACGAACCGAAUGAGGUUUCGCCGACGAGGAGCAGCAACGCCACAGACGAGGAGAAGUGUAAAGAGCAUGAGGUGAACGAGGAUAAUCUCGCUCGAGGUGACGACGAAUCUGAGAAAGAGCUGCGUGAGAAUCUUGAUUCCGAGAGAACGUCCUCUAAGAGGACGGAUUCAAAUCGGCGACAGCAUCGAGAAACUGACGAAAGUUUCGGAGCAGAUUCAGAGAUUAACUCAGUGAAUCAGUACUCCCCCUCCUCAUCUAAGACCGAUCAUACGGGAACCGAUGUUGAAAAUUUUGUGAUUUCCUGCGAGGAAGAGGACCAAAAGAUCGAGGAGAUAGAGGACUAUAAAUCGAUCUGGAUUCCAGACGAAAAUCAAAACAAAAUGUCACGAAGACCGCAAGUUCUUAAAGUCGUCGACAAUGAUGUCACCAGGAGACGUCAUCGGCGCUCUGUCGUGGAGAUUGAUGCUAUCGUCGAGGACGUGCCACAAGAUAAGAGAUCGCAGGAGAUUACGGAGGAAGUAAACGAGCGUCUUAAUGCCUCUAUAAUUACAUCGAUUAAUAAUGUGAAGGACGAAGGCCAUGGAAGGAAAGCGAAAGAAGCUACGACGCCAGAAAAUGCGGAAAAUGGAGCAACGGUAGACGACGCGAGAAACUUCUUGGAGCGGAAAAGUACCGAGAAGGAGGCAACACGAAAUAAGCAAAACGAAGGCAGAUUUGAGAGAAUUGUGAAGGAGACAUCCAACAUUCUCGGCAAGGCAUGCAGCGUCGUAAAGGGCAGCUUGGGUUUCGAAGCGAGGUCAGAAAGCUCCGAUCUCGGUCUCGGUUCCGAAUCCGGUAGCGAUUCUCGUCGAAGAUCGGUGGACGAUGGUAUCGAGGACGAUCGGCCGUCAAGAAAAAUAGAAAAUUCCAAUAAUUCCGCCACACUAAGAACAGACGACAGUAAAAAAUCGCACACCAAUCUCACCAGGUCCAGAAGUUGCGUGGAUUCUAUAGAGUGCCAGGAUGACGGUCAGGAGUUCGAUCACGUGCGCUACAAGAUCGUAAAGUCGCAUAUGUUCAGCAAGAACGUAUUCAAUACCGCUCGAGGCGACGUUACGUACGAGGGAUUGAUGCAAUAUUUACGCGAAUAUUCGUUCCAAGAAUUGUUGAUGGAUAACAACGUUGUCAUUAUUGAGCCGGUUCGCGCCGAGACGAUAGAGCGAAAGUCAUCAUCGUUGACCAGAACAGAACCCAAGUGUAAGAUCGCUGGUGCGAUCCAGAAGAAGACAGAGAACCACGAAAGAAACGGCGAACAAUCUGAGAGUGGCGGCACUGCUAAAAGCUCUAGGCAAUCAUCCAUUAAAAAGCACUUCUUCUAUCAACCUAUACGAGUGAAUCGUGAGCUGAUUGACGAAGAGCUACCGGAUCCGGAUACUGUCAGAAACGUGAGACGUAUGUUCGAGAACACUCUCGAGAAAAAGAAAAUAAGCGAUGCUGAGUUCUCCAGAGAUGACAAGACUAGAAGGAGCGUCAGCAUGAAGGAUUUGACUAGCAUCGACGACAAUCGAUACGACGAAAUAUCCGACAAGACACGCGAAGAAUCCAGAUCCAGAUGUUCCAGCAGAGCGAAAGAUCUCACAAGACUCUUCGAGACCAAGUCCGUGUCAUCGACCAUUUCCAUAGCCAAGGAGGAAAUCGGAAGUCCACGAUGCGAAUCGAAAACGAAAAUUCUCGCGCAAAGUUUCGAAGCUAGAAGCGGAAACACGUCACCAAGUGGCUCUAAUUGUUCUAAGAACAAAGUCGGUCGUUAUCAUCAUCAUCAUCAUCAUCAAAACUGGGAUUCCGGCAGCGUGAGUUCCGGCGUGUCCAGCGAUUAUCCUGACACUGAUCCCGGGAGUGGUGCCCAUUGUACAUCGUCCGAUGACGAGGAUGUGAAUUGCAACGAUGACGAUGCAGAUGCGACCAGUCCGGGGCAUUACGUGUCUCAAGACGUAUUGCGAAAGAUCCGCGAAUGCGGCACUUCUGUAACUUACUAUGGCGGAAAAGUGGUUAAUAUGCACAAUGGGCCAUUAGUCUCGCCGUUGAUCGGCAAUGGCUUUAAGCGAAUCGACAAAUCGAACGAUUACGUAAAGUUCAAAUUAGUGAAGAGCAACUCUUGUGAUAGUAGGCUGGAGUUAACUGGCAGAUUCGUCGAGGGACAAUCGUUACGUCGCAAUCGGGGUAGAUGUGCCGAUCUCAGGCAAUGUACCAUCGCGGAAACACCCAGUAUCGAGAUCACAUCGAUCGAUAGGCAAAAGGAUGAGACACAAAAGGACGAGGAUGUUAAACAGAUGAAGAGGGAACCUCCGGUGGUGAUUGGUCUGGAGCCAAAAAAAGAAGAUUCCAAGGAAUCGAGGAAGAUCUUCAAAGCUGACUUUAAGCUGGGCGAUCUGGACGACUCGAGAUCCAAUUAUCCGAAUAGAUUUAUGCCAAGCGCGUUGACGAGGUGGGAAGUGAAUUCGAGCUGGAAAGUCGGUAAUGAUUUCGGGAAAAUGGAAUUCGAAGAGUUCGAGGUGCUCGAAGAUAGUCUCAAUGGAAUCAGUGAGCAAAACAAAUACACGCAAACAUCCUGAACGAAAAGUUUCUUGUAUAAUAUUUAUUUUUGUUAUGUGAUUGGAACGAACGAUAAUAGGAGAUAUAACGUUGUUAUUAUUUUU